AUGAAGUUGAUUUUAAUGAUGACGACAAGGAUCAUGAAGACGAGGCAUCCACCCAAGAGCCUCUAUAGUAACAAGAUUUUAUUGCAACCAGAAGAUCAAGAAGGGAAAUUCGAAAGCCUGCUCGUGGAAUACUCCGUCGUCUUCAAACUGGAUCUUGAUGCAUUAUCAGUAGCGUGGGACAAGGCAUGGCCGGAUGAUCACAAAAGCACUUAUGUGAAGCAUUUUUCUGACUCAACCGAGGUCGGAUGGUGCUGGAAAUUGCGUUGGAAGUAG
Molecule: messenger RNA, 273 nt
Organism: Prunus armeniaca (apricot)
Lineage: Eukaryota; Viridiplantae; Streptophyta; Magnoliopsida; Rosales; Rosaceae
Source: the annotation of a GenBank genome assembly